This is a messenger RNA of Dufourea novaeangliae, 6610 nucleotides long. RefSeq names its product myosin heavy chain, non-muscle (gene zip). Bases 404 to 6346 code for a protein of 1980 amino acids. Gene Ontology annotation, molecular function: ATP binding; actin filament binding; cytoskeletal motor activity. The record is from RefSeq and is a predicted model, not a curated record. Lineage: Eukaryota; Metazoa; Arthropoda; Insecta; Hymenoptera; Halictidae. Gene Ontology annotation, cellular component: myosin complex. The transcript is spliced from 15 exons.
AGCGACGUUGCCACUCAUAGCAGCAUGUGUAUGAACACGUCAUGUAGUGAUGUGAGCGCUGCUAUGCAGCAUACCUUCAAUUUACGUCCCCACCAUUAGCUUCGUAUGAAGAGGAAGGAAGAUGGCCGCGAGGAGCGAGAAAGAAAACAAUCUCGAAGAGCGUUAAAGGUGGUAGAAGAACACCGUGCCUCGAAGGAGAACGAACUACGAAUCGUUCGAAUCUCUCCAACCUCAGAUUAUUCGAACCACCGCCGAGAAACAGACACUCGAAAACGACGGGAAAACGGUUGUUGAAUAGUUACAUGUGUGUCCUUGUCACGAAGAGGUCAGUCUCGCGAGGAUCGUCCUUGGAAUCGCUCGUCCCUGAAGCCGGCUCGAGGAGCUAGUGAUCUCGAAAACAAAAAUGGCGGACGUCGACUCGAGGGUGGAUCAUUCGGACCCCGAAUUGCGGUUCCUUUCCGUUGACAGAAACAAUUUCAAUGAUCCUGCUACUCAGGCGGAAUGGACUCAGAAAAAGUUGGUUUGGGUGCCCCACGACACCCAGGGUUUCGUGGCAGCCGGGAUAAAGGGUGAACGGGGUGACGAAGUCGAAGUGGAGAUUGCCGAAACUGGGAAACGUGUCCUCGUCGCGAAAGAUGAUAUUCAGAAAAUGAAUCCACCGAAAUUCGAUAAAGUUGAAGACAUGGCUGAGUUAACGUGCUUAAACGAAGCCUCCGUGCUGCAUAACCUCAAAGACAGAUACUACUCCGGCCUCAUUUACACGUAUUCAGGCCUGUUCUGUGUGGUGGUGAAUCCAUACAAGAGGCUGUCAAUUUACACGGAAAAAAUAAUGGAGAGGUACAAGGGUAUCAAGAGACACGAGGUUCCACCCCACGUUUUCGCCAUCACAGACACCGCAUACCGUUCUAUGCUUCAAGACCGUGAGGAUCAAUCGAUUUUAUGCACUGGCGAGUCCGGUGCGGGUAAAACUGAAAACACGAAAAAAGUGAUCCAAUAUUUGGCGUACGUCGCUGCUUCGAAGCCAAAAUCCAACGCUACACCGAGUCCGGCAUUAAUCAUAGGUUCCGGAAACGUUUCGGAUAAAUUUGCGGGCGAAUUGGAGCAGCAACUUCUACAGGCCAAUCCCAUCCUAGAAGCUUUCGGAAACGCCAAAACCGUGAAAAACGACAACUCUUCCCGAUUCGGUAAAUUCAUCAGGAUAAACUUCGAUGCUUCCGGGUACAUUGCCGGUGCGAACAUAGAAACUUAUCUCCUGGAAAAAUCGAGAGCAAUUCGGCAAGCAAAGGACGAAAGGACUUUCCAUAUAUUCUAUCAGCUACUCGCCGGUGCUUCACCAGAACAAAAAAAGGAAUUUAUUUUAGAGGACCCAAAACACUAUCCAUUCCUUUCAAAUGGCGCAUUACCAGUUCCGGGUGUGGACGAUUCAGCCGAGUUCUUCUCAACCGUGAAGUCCAUGCACAUCAUGGGCAUGACAAACGAAGACUUCUCAUCGAUAUUCCGUAUCGUGUCAGCGGUAAUGUUGUUCGGAUCGAUGCAGUUCCGUCAGGAAAGAAAUUCCGAUCAAGCUACGUUACCUGACAAUACUGUAGCCCAGAAAAUUUCUCACUUGUUGGGUUUGAGCGUUACGGAAAUGACGAAAGCUUUUCUAAAACCAAGAAUCAAGGUAGGCAGAGACUUUGUGACGAAAGCACAGACAAAGGAACAAGUUGAAUUUGCGGUGGAGGCAAUCUCAAAGGCUUGUUAUGAGAGAAUGUUCAGGUGGCUUGUGAACAGAAUUAAUAGAUCCUUGGAUCGGACAAAGAGGCAAGGAGCUAGUUUUAUUGGUAUACUGGAUAUGGCUGGUUUUGAAAUAUUUGAAUUAAACAGCUUUGAACAACUGUGCAUCAAUUACACGAAUGAGAAAUUGCAACAAUUAUUUAACCAUACUAUGUUCAUUCUGGAACAAGAAGAGUAUCAAAGAGAGGGAAUCGAAUGGAAGUUCAUCGACUUCGGAUUGGACCUGCAACCAACUAUUGAUCUGAUUGACAAACCUAUGGGUAUCAUGGCAUUAUUGGAUGAGGAAUGUUGGUUCCCGAAGGCUACGGACAAAACAUUUGUCGAAAAAUUAGUUGGUGCUCAUAGUGUACAUCCCAAAUUUAUGAAGACAGACUUCAGAGGCGUUGCAGACUUUGCUAUCAUACAUUACGCUGGAAAGGUUGAUUAUUCAGCUGCCAAAUGGUUAAUGAAAAAUAUGGAUCCUCUGAACGAAAAUGUUGUUAGUCUCUUACAAAAUUCACAAGAUCCUUUUGUCUGUCACAUUUGGAAAGAUGCAGAAAUUGUUGGAAUGGCCCAACAAGCGUUAACCGACACACAAUUUGGCGCAAGAACAAGAAAAGGAAUGUUUAGAACAGUUUCUCAGCUAUACAAAGAGCAAUUGGCAAAAUUAAUGGUUACACUGAGAAAUACUAAUCCCAAUUUUGUAAGAUGUAUUAUACCGAAUCAUGAGAAAAGGGCUGGAAAAAUUGACGCGCCAUUGGUCUUAGAUCAGUUAAGGUGCAACGGAGUAUUAGAAGGAAUUAGAAUUUGCCGUCAAGGAUUUCCGAAUAGAAUACCCUUUCAAGAAUUUAGACAAAGAUACGAGCUUUUGACACCCAAUGCAAUUCCCAAAGGAUUCAUGGACGGAAAGAAGGCAUGCGAGAAAAUGAUUCAAGCACUUGAACUCGAUCCCAAUCUCUAUCGGGUUGGUCAAUCAAAAAUUUUCUUCCGCGCUGGAGUCUUAGCACAUCUCGAAGAAGAGCGUGAUUACAAAAUCACUGAUAUAAUUGUCAACUUCCAAGCGUUUUGUCGUGGUUUCCUUGCCCGUAGAAAUUAUCAGAAACGUCUGCAACAAUUAAACGCAAUAAGAAUCAUUCAAAGAAAUUGUGCUGCUUACUUAAAACUCAGAAAUUGGCAGUGGUGGCGUUUGUAUACUAAAGUGAAGCCACUGUUAGAAGUUACCAAACAAGAAGAGAAAUUGACUCAAAAGGAGGAUGAGUUAAAGCAAGUUCGAGACAAGUUAGAAUCGCAGCUGCAUUCUGCACAAGAAUACGAAAGAAAGUAUCAACAAGCUAUCGAAGAGAAAACCAUGUUGGCGGAGCAAUUGCAGGCAGAAGUUGAAUUAUGCGCAGAAGCAGAAGAGAUGAGAGCGAGACUAGCCGCAAGAAAACAAGAAUUGGAGGAGAUUCUUCAUGAUUUGGAAGCAAGAAUUGAAGAAGAAGAAGAGAGAAGUGCCGCAUUAACUCAAGAAAAAAAGAAACUGCAAUUGAACAUAAGCGACCUCGAGGAACAGCUGGAAGAGGAAGAGGCUGCCAGGCAGAAAUUGCAAUUAGAAAAAGUACAAUGUGAUGCAAAAAUUAAAAAGCUCGAAGAAGAUCUUGCCCUUUCUGAUGAUACGAAUCAAAAAUUAUUGAAAGAAAAGAAAAUUCUUGAAGAAAGAUCAAACGAUUUGUCGCAGACUCUUGCUGAGGAAGAAGAAAAAGCGAAGCAUUUAUCAAAAUUGAAAGCUAAACACGAAGCAACAAUUGCAGAUUUAGAGGAAAGGUUAUUGAAAGAUCACCAACAAAGACAAGAAGUUGAUAGAUCAAAGAGGAAAAUAGAAACAGAGGUAUCGGACUUAAAGGACCAACUUGCAGAAAGGAAGACACAGGUAGAGGAGCUUCAGUUGCAACUUGGAAAACGCGAAGAAGAAUUAAAUCAAGUAAUGGCGAAGAUGGAUGAAGAAGGAGCAGCAAAAGCCCAAGCUCAGAAGGCUCUCCGCGAGUUAGAGUCUCAGUUAGCUGAACUUCAAGAAGACUUGGAAGCUGAAAAAGCUGCCAGAAGCAAAGCAGAGAAGUUAAAACGUGAUCUAAAUGAGGAAUUGGAAGCUUUGAAGAACGAGUUAUUAGAUUCUUUAGACACAACAGCCGCCCAACAGGAAUUAAGAAGCAAACGGGAACAGGAGUUGGCAACAUUGAAAAAGAACCUAGAAGAAGAGACGUCAAUGCACGAGGCAACGUUGGCGGAUAUGCGUCAUAAACAUACUCAGGAAUUAACAGCUCUAAACGAACAAAUGGAUGCACUGAAAAAGACUAAAGCCGUCUUAGAGAAGGCAAAGGGUACUCUUGAAGCUGAAAAUGCUGAUUUGGCGUCGGAGCUUAGAUCUGUUAGCGCCAGCAGGCAAGAGUCCGAUAGAAGAAGAAAACAAGCCGAACAACAGCUUGCCGAAGUGAAUGCAAAGCUCGCUGAAGUUGAAAGAAAUAGACAAGAAUUAGUGGAAAGAGUUACAAAAUUACAACAAGAAUCUGAAAGUGUCAUGCAACAACUGGAAGCUGCGGAAUUAAAGGCUUCGGCAGCCUUAAAGGCUUCAGCAACAUCUGAAUCCCAGUUUACAGAACUUCAACAGCAGUUGGAGGAAGAAACCAGGCAAAAAUUAGCUCUGAGUUCGAAAUUACGAGCAUUAGAGAGCGAAAAGGACAGCCUGCAUGAUCAAUUAGAGGAGGAAGAGGAAGCGAAGAGAGCCUUAGAUAAACAGGUACUGGGAUUGAACAUCCAAUUGGCUGAAGCUAAAAAGAAGGCAGAAGACGAAGCAGAAGCUGCUGUGGCAUUAGAGGAAGCUAGAAAGAGAUGUAUUAAAGAUAUGGAAGCAAUUCAAAGACAGGUGGAAGAAUUGCAGACUGCUAAUGAUAAAUUGGAUAAGUCGAAAAAGAAAAUUCAAGCGGAACUGGAGGAUAGUAUUAUUGAGCUCGAAGCGCAACGAGCUAAGGUGCUCGAACUAGAGAAAAAGCAGAAGAAUUUCGACAAGGUGCUAGCUGAAGAAAAAGCGGUCUCUGAACAAUAUGCCGAGCAACGCGACGCUGCUGAACGCGAAGCUCGCGAAAAAGAGACUCGAGUCCUAUCUUUGACGCGUGAACUCGAUGAAAUGAACGAGAAAGUCGAAGAACUGGAACGUGUACGGCGAGGUCUUCAGUCUGAACUCGACGAACUCGUGAAUAAUCAAGGAACAGCAGACAAAAACGUGCACGAACUUGAAAAGGCAAAACGUGCCCUUGAAUCUCAAUUGGCUGAGCAACGUUCUCAAGUAGAGGAACUUGAAGAUGAGUUACAAUUCACUGAGGAUGCGAAAUUGCGAUUGGAAGUAAAUAUGCAAGCUUUAAGAGCUCAAUUCGAACGAGAUUUACAAGCCAAAGAAGAACAGGCUGAGGAGAAACGUAGGGGUUUGGUGAAACAGUUGCGUGACCUUGAAGCAGAGCUAGAGGAUGAAAGGAAACAAAGGGCUGCCGCCAUUGCCCAACGCAAGAAAAUGGAAGCAGAUUACAAAGAUAUUGAACAGCAACUGGAGAUGCAUAACAAAGUGAAAGAGGACGCAUUGAAACAACUGAAGAAACUGCAGGUACAGAUAAAAGAUAGCACUAGAGAAACCGAAGAGGCCAGAGCCGCUAGAGAUGAACUGGCAGCAAGUUCCAAAGAAACUGAACGGAAAGUGAAAAGUUUAGAGGCAGACUUGAUGCAGUUAACAGAAGAUUUCGCCAGCAGUGAACGAGCUAGAAGAACCGCUGAGAACGAAAGAGACGAAUUACAGGAGGAAUUGAAUAACAAUGCUAACAAGGGCACCCUGAUGCUUGAUGAAAAACGAAGACUUGAAGCAAGAAUUGCAACAUUGGAAGAGGAAUUGGAAGAGGAACAGUCGAACGGUGAAUUGGUGAUGGAUAGAGCCAGAAAGGCUCAGAUAACAAUUGAGCAACUGACAAACGAUUUGACGACCGAAAGAUCGACUACACAGAAGUUAGAAUCGCACAAAUUACUGUUGGAGAGACAAAAUAAGGAACUUAAAGCAAAAUUAACGGAAUUGGAGACUGCACAGAGGGCAAAGACUAAAGCUACCAUCCAACAGUUGGAGUCCAAGAUUAAUAAUCUUGACGAGCAGUUGGAAACUGAGGCAAAAGAAAGAUUUGCGCAGCAAAAGAUAAACAGAAAGUUAGAAAAGAAGUUGAAGGAAUUGAGCUUACAAUUGGAAGAUGAGAGGAGAAAUUCGGACCAAUACAAGGAACAAGCAGAAAAGGUAAAUGCAAGAAUGAAGGCAUUAAAGAGACAGCUGGAUGAGGCUGAGGAGGAAAUUAGCAGGCAUAAAGCGAUGAAGAGGAAAGCACAGAGGGAAUACGAUGAUAUGCUAGAAUCUCAGGAAGAACUGACCAGAGAGGUGGCAAACCUUAAAAAUAAAUUAAGACGAGGCGGACCUCCGAUAAGCCUCAGUUCGACGCGUCUGAAACGUGGUUCUGUUCAGACCGGUGGCUCUGGGGAUGAUUCGACAACACAGGACGAAAGCAUUGAUGGUGAGGAAACUGUCAACUGAACGGCAGAACGGAAAGAUUACUUAAUGAACCCUCACAACGCAGGAAACCCAUAGAAAACCACAAGUCCAAAAGGUGCGCGCCAGAUCCACUUCGACACAAGCCAAGUUCGAAUUUUAAAGAACUUGUUUCCCCGAGUUUUCCAGGGAAUCGAUUGCUAUGCACCUAACGAUGCCAUUAGAUGAGGGCGGCUUUCUUCUGUAUAUAAGAGGCCCGGCAAAGCCGUACUGAGUAGUAUUUUACCCUCGUUCUUCCAGAACUCCACA